AUGGCAUCAUCUAAAUCUUUAAAAUUCCACGCUGGUAAAGUACAAUACGACGAAGAAACUAACCGUUGUACCCCUUUACAACAUAAGGGAGUUAUAUCAAUAAAACCAAGUGCUGAAGAACCCGACUUUUUAGAUUUCACAUGGACACCAAAACAAGAUCAAACUCAAGCUACACCUGGUAAUAUAGAGAAAGAUGAAUUUUUAUUAAUACCUGGAGAUGUCACUAUUAAACAUAUGAAAUCAUGUAAUACUGGAAGAGUGUUUGCUUUGACAUUUUUAAGUUCCGGUGCUAAAUAUUUAUAUUGGUUACAAGAUGUUGGAGAUAUAGAUCAAUUGGAUAAAUUGACUGAAAAGGAUCAAAAAAUAAUUCAAGACAUUGUUGAUUUAAUAACCAUUAAUGAAGAGGAAGAAGUUGAACAACAAGAAGAAAACAAGGAAAUCAAAAAAGAAGAGGAACCAAUAAAGGCUCAAGAACCUAAAUUCAAAUUGCCUAUUGGAAGUAUUUCUUCUGUUUUAGAUAUUGAUUCUAUUGAUUCUCAUCUUGAUAAAUUGUCAUUGGAACAAUUAAAGGAAAUGUAUGGUGAUUAUCUUCCUCCAUCAAUUGCUUCAAACCCUACAAAAAGUCAAAUUAUGGAAGUGGUACGUAGUGGGUUUUUCCAACAGUGUGAACAAAAACUCAGUGAGCUGUUACGAGGCAACUCAGGAGCAGGGUAUUUGAUGUCACAAAGUUUGAAAUACGAUUAUAAAGGAGAAGGUGUUGAAAGCUUUUUCAAUGGUGUUAGAGAAUUAGGUAAAAAGGAACAAAACGACAAAGAUGAAGACAUGAAAGAUUGA
Candida albicans SC5314 is the source of this 834-nucleotide messenger RNA. RefSeq names its product proteasome regulatory particle lid subunit. The transcript is spliced from 2 exons. Bases 1 to 834 code for a protein of 277 amino acids. Gene Ontology annotation, cellular component: cytoplasm; nucleus; proteasome regulatory particle, lid subcomplex. Gene Ontology annotation, biological process: ubiquitin-dependent protein catabolic process. NCBI's taxonomy places the organism in Eukaryota, Fungi, Ascomycota, Pichiomycetes, Serinales, Debaryomycetaceae. The record is from RefSeq and is a predicted model, not a curated record. Gene Ontology annotation, molecular function: ubiquitin binding; proteasome binding; endopeptidase activator activity.